ACAUUGUAAAUAAGUAAACCAAUUAAAAGAGGCAGUACCUCAUUCACAAAAUGGACAUGUUGUGCGAGAAGCUACCUUCAAAUGAUGAUGAACAAUUCAGUUGUGCAAUGCAGUUGGUUACCAUUUCAUCAUUACCCAUGGUUUUGCUUACUGCAAUCAAGCUCAAAGUCUUGGAAGUUAUAGCUGAGGCCGGACCGGAUGCCCAACUCUCGGCUAGUGAGAUAGCAUCCACUUUGUCAAUCACCUAUCCAGGUGCCCCGAUUAUGCUAGACCGAAUGCUUCGUUUACUUGCCAGUCAUUCAGUCGUUACUUGCACUCAAAGAGAACUUGAAGAGAAGCCAGUUAGAGCUUAUGGGCUAACUCCUGUUGCCAAAUACUUUGUCCCGAACGAAGAUAGUGUGUCGUUAGCUCCGAUGAUGGAGUUGGUACAAGGAGAAGUGUUCAUCCAAAGUUGGUAUAAGCUUAAGGAUUGUGUGCUUGAAGGGGGGAUUCCAUUCGACGAGGUUCAUGGAGCAAAUACCUUUGAACUUCCAGCAGUCAAUGGGAGCUUCAAUGAAAUUUUUAACAAGGCCAUGGUGCACCAUUCUACUAUUGUGAUCAAGGAAAUGCUCAAGUGCUAUCAUGGUUUUGAUAACCUCAAACGUGUGGUUGAUGUCGGAGGUGGUUUAGGUGUUACCAUCAAGAUGAUCGUAUCAAAAUAUCCUUUUAUUGAAGGAAUUAAUUACGAUCUGCCUCACGUGAUUCAACAUGCACCUACCUAUCCUGGUAUACAACAUAUAGGAGGUGAUAUGUUUCAAGAUGUCCCACAAGGCGAUGCUAUUUUUCUGAAGUGGAUACUACAUGACUGGAGUGAUGAUCAUUGCUUGAAGUUGCUAAAGAACUGCUAUAAAGCAUUGCCAGACAAUGGAAUGGUUAUUGUAGUUGAUGCGAUUCUUAGUUUUGUACCGGAUUCAAGUGUUUCGACUAAAAUGAACAUGAACACAGACGCAAUCAUGAUGACACAAGAUCCUGGAGGAAAAGAGCGCACAGAGGAUGAGUUUUUAGCAUUGGCGAAAAAGGCAGGAUUUAGUGGGAUCAGAAAGCGGUGCUUGGUCUGCAAUUUCUGGGUCAUGGAAUUCUAUAAGUAACUAGAAUUCUGCCUACUUAUUUUAUUUCCAAAUCAUUCUGAUCACACAUAUGAUCAAUUAUCUAAUAAGUUGAAAUAAUGUUAUGUUUUUUUUUUAUGUUCAAAAAAGAAAAUGUUAUGUUUUGGGAUCCCAA
Molecule: messenger RNA, 1260 nt
Organism: Erigeron canadensis
Lineage: Eukaryota; Viridiplantae; Streptophyta; Magnoliopsida; Asterales; Asteraceae
Product: caffeic acid 3-O-methyltransferase-like
Exons: 4
Coding region: 51-1127 (358 amino acids)
Biological process (GO): methylation
Molecular function (GO): S-adenosylmethionine-dependent methyltransferase activity; O-methyltransferase activity; protein dimerization activity
Source: RefSeq, a predicted model, not a curated record